This is a messenger RNA of Oryzias melastigma (Indian medaka), 8350 nucleotides long. It is a transcript of the gene fndc3ba, whose product is annotated as fibronectin type III domain containing 3Ba. The record is from RefSeq and is a predicted model, not a curated record. Lineage: Eukaryota; Metazoa; Chordata; Actinopteri; Beloniformes; Adrianichthyidae. The coding region runs from base 337 to 3921 and encodes 1194 amino acids. The transcript is spliced from 26 exons. Gene Ontology annotation, molecular function: protein binding.
UGUUCAGAUCAUAAAAGAUUUUAAACAUCUUUUGCAGACAGCAGGAUCUUUGAAAGCUGUUAUUGCCGAGCACAUGGUACGAUGGAAGGGUGUAGCCAGUCCUUGGGUCACCCUGUACUAUGCUGGGGUUCCCAUAGCAACAGCAGCCGCUGCAGCAGACAGAGCAGGAAGUGUGUGUGAGCGUGUGUGUGUCUGAAGGAGAGGAGCGGGUUAGCGCUGAGAAAGGAGAGGAUGCAGAGAGUACAGGAGGAAGGCAGGACAUGAGGCUCUUCCAACGGCACACCUGUGGAGCGUAGACAGAGCUUGUGUGUGUGUGUGUGUGUGUGCACGUGUGCAAUGGAGGGUCACCUGUUUCAUGUCUACAGCCACGUGUACACUCUUAACAGUCUGUACGCUCAGAAUAUGACGGUGAUUCUGGUGCAGGUGAAUCCUGGGGAGACGUUUACCAUUCGGGGGGAGGAUGGUUCACUGCAGUGCAUCCAGGGUCCAGCUGAGGUUCCCAUGAUGUCUCCAAAUGGGUCAAUCCCCCCCAUCCAUGUUCCCCCAGGAUACAUCUCACAGGUGCUGGAGGAUACCACGGGGGUCCGUCGAGUGGUGGUGACCCCUCAGUCUCCAGAGUGCUACCCUCCUUCGUACUCCCCAGCUCUGUCUCCCACACACCACUUGCCCCCGUAUUUGGCUCACCCCCACUUCAUCCCCAACUCUCAUUCCUUCUACCCCGUAAGCCCGGGGGAGCUGCCCCCCCACCAGUACUACCAGCACCACCUUCCCCCCAUGUACGGCGAUCCAGAAAUCAUCCCCGUUUAUGGGAUGUCGAGCUACAUAAGCACAGAAGAGACGUACAGUAAGCCGCAGCCUAAAAAGAUCAAGGAACCACGGCAGCUGGAGCCUCAGAACCGGCUCAAUUCUCUGCCCUCCGCUCUGUAUAAGGGCAGCAUGGGACCGGCGCACAACGGAUACAGCAACAAAACGCACGCCUCGUCGCUGGGGUCAGUGGGGUCAGGGAGCGGAGUGAGCAGUCCAGGGGGUAAGAAACCAGAGAGACGACUCCGCUGCAGCCCCAGGAACAAUGAGCCAGAGACACACACACAAGAUCAUGACUCAGAGGGGAAACGUGUUCAAGAAAUGCUGUCUACAAUCGAGAAACCACAGGUGACCAAUAUUCAGGCGCGGGCUGCUCGGCUGUCGUGGGCCCCCCCAGCUGGGCUGGUGAACAGGCAUAGUAAUGGGAUGCCGGUGUCCUGCUCCUAUGAGGUCUCUCUGUCGGAUAAGGGAAAGGACGGAAAGUAUCGGCUUAUUUACAGUGGUGAAGAGUUGGAAUAUCAUCUGAAAGACCUGAGGCCAGCGACAGACUACCACGUCCGGGUGUCUGCGGUGUACAACUCUGUUCGGGGGUCAUGUUCUGAGCCCGGUUCUUUCACAACGCACUGCAGCGUCCCCGAUGUCCCGUUACCCCCGAAACUGUCCCAACGCUCUAAGACCACACUCAGCCUACAGUGGAAGGCGCCAGGCGACAACGGAUCCAAAAUUGUGAACUACCUGCUGGAGUGGGACGAGGGAAAGAAGAACAAUGUUUUCAGAGAAUGUUACUUUGGGAAUCAGAGACAUCAUAGGGUGACGCGGCUGUUCCCCGCCUGUUGCUACACGUUCAGAGUGGCGGCGCAUAACGACAUUGGCACCAGCGGCUUCAGCUCGGACGUGGCGUUCUACACCGUGGGCACGCUGCCCGCUCUGCCCCUGGCACCACGGCUGGUCAGGGCGGGGGUGUCCUGGGUGACCCUGGAGUGGGCGCGCCCCGAUGGCAGUUCCAACGAAGAGCAGCUCAAGUACACGCUGGAGAUGCAGGAGGACAACAGCGGAACCGACUUUCAUCCAAAGUACACUGGAGAAAACUUGACCUGUACUGUACAAGGCCUGAAGAGAAGUACACAGUAUAAAUUCAGGCUCAUAGCGUCAAACAUGGAGGUAAGGAGCAGUCCAAGUGAAGUAUUGGUGUGCACCACCAACCCAGACAAGCCAGGCCCUCCAUCUACACCCCGUGUCACCGCGCCAACGCCCUACGCUUUCACCGUCACAUGGGACCCGCCCCAGGACAACGGCGGCGCAGAAGCUCUCUCGUACCUGCUGGAAGUCUCAGAGGGAAGCUCUGAAGAAAACCAGUGGGAGGUCGCAUACAGUGGUCCAGCGACAGAAUGUGUGUGUGAGCGACUGACACCCGGGACCUUUUACCGCCUGCGCGUGUGUAGCAUCUCCACCGGCGGACACAGCCAGUGCACCGUUAGCGUUCCGGUCCGCACUUUAAGUGUUCCGCCAGGUCCCUGCAAGCCGCCAAGGAUUGUGGGUAAACCCAAACACAAGGAAGUGCAGCUAGAGUGGGACUCUCCUGUGUGUGAAGGGGUGUGUGAAGAGUGCGUGUACAGCCUGGAGAUGAGUGAGGGAGACGCCACUCCCGCAGAGGUGUACCACGGCCUGGAGCUGCAGUGCACGGUGGCUAGCCUGCUCCCCGGAGCGACGUACAGCUUCAGGCUGAGAGCCGCAAACGAGGCAGGGUUUGGGCCAUUCUCUGAGGUGACUGAGGUAACCACCGCAGCGGGACCUCCUGGCCAGUGUGGGGCGCCACUUAUCACUCUUACGAGUAACACCUGUGUAUCAAUCAACUGGGAGAGCCCCGAGGGUUCGGGUACAGACAUCUCUGAAUAUCGAUUGGAGUGGGCGAGGGAAGAUGAACCCAUGGAGCUCAUCUACUGCGGGCCAGCCACACAGUGUGAACUGUCAGACCUGACGCCUGCGACAGAUUACUGCUGCCGGCUACAGGCGGUGAACCACGCAGGCGCUGGUCCGUACAGCGAGCAGGUGAGCUUCCGGACACCAGCGACGACCCCCGACCAGGUGUCGUCUCUCGCGCUGCUGGACCCGCCGUCGUCCCCGGAGACGAGCCACUCCCCGUCGACCUGCCUCCUCCUGAAGUGGGAGGAGCCCAGCAGCAACGGUGCGGACAUCACGUCGUACCUGAUCACCGUGGGGGACCAGACCAUCGCCGUGGAGUCGGGGACGAGUCACCUGGUCACAGACCUGCAGCCAGACACCGAAUACAGUGUGCAGAUCCAUGCAGUGAACGCCAUCGGCCCCGGCCCCUUAAGUGCGCCGCUUUUGGCGAGGACACGCCCCCUCCCUCCACUCCCGCCUCCACUGGAGUGUUCGGCUGCCGGUCCUCAGAGCCUGAAGCUGAAGUGGAGCGAAAACGCCGGACACGCUCGAGCUCUGCUGGCGGACGAGAUCGCCUACACGCUACAGAUGGAGGACAAGAACCACAGGUUCGUGACCAUCUAUCGCGGACCGAGCCACACCUACAAAGUCCAGCGACUGAUCGAGUCCAGCAGCUACAACUUCAGAAUACAGGCCAUCAGCGAAGCCGGGGAGGGACCCUUCUCUGGCACCUACACGUUCUGCACCACCAAAUCUGUCCCACCUGCUCUGAAAGCCCCAAGGGUGCACCAGCUGGAGGGGAACGUGUGUGAGAUCACAUGGGAGACCAUUCCACCAAUGAGAGGAGAUCCUGUCAGCUACGUGCUGCAGGUUCUGGUGGGACGCGAGUCAGAAUACAGACAGGUUUUUAAGGGAGAGAAGGCUGCAUUCCAGAUCUCCGGUCUCCAAGGAAACACAGACUAUCGUUUCCGAGUUGGUGCGUGCCGGCGUUGCCAGGAUACGUGCCAGGAGCUUAGCGGACCACUUAGCCCCUCGUCCCUGUUCACGCUGCGCCGCCAGGAGGCCAGCGUGUCGGGGGAACAGUGCACCGCGGAGACCGGCAAAGGGGCGGGGCUCAUCUCCAGCGACGAGCGCUUCGCAGCGCUGAUUGUGUGCGCCUUCGCGGGCUUCUCCAUCCUCAUCGCCUGCUUGCUGCAGUACUUCUUCAUGAAGUGAGGGAAACAAUAGGAUAGAAAGAGAAAAACAAAAUCACAUACACAGAAAAAAACUUUUUAAAAAUGUCUAUGAAAGAAAUCAAAAACACUUGAUGUAUUUUUACGGCUAUGUAUGUUUUUUUUUUAGUCAAAGUAUCGAUUCAAGCUUUGAAAUGUUCUGGCUUCUCUCAGUUCCGUUUUAUUUCUGUCGUCUUUGGAUCCUUUCCCGAGGGUUUCUUUCGAGGAAGCUCCACACUUCAAUCGGAAAACAAAGUUGGUUGAUCAAGCCUUAAAACCGCCGUGAGCAAAGCACUCGCUCCUCACACUGCCUUGCAUGUUUUUAUUUUGUAUCCAAUUUUUUUUUUAUACUUAGUAGUUGACGGUCACUGCCUUAAUUCCCCUGUUGGUUUGUUUUUUUUCUAUGCUGUUUCCUGCAGUCUGCACAUUCAACCAUUUGCCUUUUAAAGCUUUAGCUUUUCAUUCAUACGUAAAGAGCCGAUGCGUUCUUGCAGCGACAAUGAAAAAGACGCGUUUUUUUUUUUCUAUCUGCUCAGCUUUUAUCAUUCACUCACUCAGCUACCAAAGUGAUGCAAUCUAUCUACAGUGUAAAAUGCUGCUAUCCUGUGAUUUUUAUAUGUUUUAAGAAAGAAUGGAAAACCGGUAAACUAAUAUAUACAUAUAUACAAUAUAUGUAUUUUAUAGCAAAUAUCUAUAAUUGAUGUAUUUUUAACUGAUGGUAAUGUAAGGUGUGAAGUACAUUAUUAAAGUGGAUGAGUGGUUCUCAUGAACGGGAGGUCAGAAGCUUGCACGUUUGAAGGAGCCCUUAAAAAGCUCGAAGUCGCGCAACUGGCUUUAGAGAGCCAGGUUGGGGGAAGGGCGCCCCUCCCCCAGACUGGCUUUGAAGGGCCAGCCUGGGGGAGGGGCGCCCUAACUUUUCUGAACACCUGCAUCUCGAUAUGAGCGGGACGUCCGCAGCAUCACAGACCCAGAGGUACUAACGCCCAGCGAGUCGCUACGCUUUUUAGCUGGGGAGACCAAAACAAGAAGUCAGUUUUAACGUUUUCCGCCCACCCCCCCCCCAGAGAAAAGAAGACUAGAGCAGAAGCCGCUCCUCCCUCCUGCUCGUCUGUGAAUCGUUUGAUGAGUCUUCCUCUUGUUUUUCAUCUGCUAACGUUCUGCUAUAGCAGGGGUGUCAAACUCAUUUUGGUUUAACCUGUCUGAUCUCAAGUGGGCCAGACCAGUAACAUAACAGCAAAAUAACCUGUUUUUGUUUCGUUUUUUUCUCAGUUGGAAAAACAACCUAGUAGCCUAUUCACCCAAUAAAUUUUUGACGAGAACAUUUUGGAUUGUGCUGUUAAUCAUUUUUAUAGCAAUUUAACAGCAGUGAGUCUAGCGGAGAACCAAACUGCGUCAUACCCACACGUGACACGCUCUUGCAAAUUUAUUUCUUCAUCUCUUGUUAUGCCAGUAUUUCUUUUCCUUUGCUCCCCCUAGUGGCUGAAUUGCACAUUGCAGGCACUUCUUUAACAAACCAUAACUUGUCAAAGGAAUGGGCUAGAAACUUGCUUUUUUUCUCUCUCUGUUCAUGACUUAGCCAGAUUAAACUACAUGGUGGCCCGGAUGUGGACCGUGGGCCGGAUUAAACCAUAUGGUUUUCUGGAUGGGGUCCAAGGGCCGCAUUAAACUUUAUGGUCGCCUGGAUGUGGCCCGUGGGCCGGAUUAAACCAUAUGGUUUACUGGAAUGGGGCCCAAGGGCCAGAUUAAACCUUAUAGUUUACUGGAUGUGGGCCGGAUUAAAACUCAUGGUGGGCCAGAUUAAACCAUAUAGUUUACUGGAUGUGGCCCAAGGGCCGGAUUAAAACUCAUGGUGGGCCAGAUUAAACCACAUAGUUUACUGGAUGUGGCCCAAGGGCCGGAUUAAAACUCAUGGUGGGCCGGAUUAAACCAUAUAGUUUACUGGAUGUGGCCCAAGGGCCGGAUUAAACCUUAUGGUGGGCUGGAUGUGGCCCGCGGGCCAGAUUAAACUUUAUGGGGGCCGAAUGUGGCCCAGGGGCCGGAUUAAAACUGAUGGUGGACCGGAUUAAACCAUAUUGUGGGCCAGAUGCGGCCCGCGGGCCGGAUUAAACCAUAUGGUUGGCCAGAUGCAGCCCACGAACUGGAUUAAGCCAUAUUGUGGGCUAGAGGUGGCCCGCGGGCCGGAUUAAACCAUAUGGAGGGCCGGAUUAAACCAAGCUAGCCGGAUGUUUGACACCCCUGCUUUAUAGGAUUUUUUUGUUUAUUUGUUUUUUUUUUUGCGGCGGCUGCUUUGCUGUUGUCUUAGGCCCCUCCCACUCGCUCUUCAUCCUUCUUCUAAUUAAGUCAUAAUUUCUAAAAACACACCCCCUCCCCCAUUUGACAUAAAACCAAGCCAAGGUACAGCCCAUUUCACAACCCGGCAUCUUCCAUGGUGGUGGUGGGAGGGGUCUGGGUGUGGUUAGCUGUGAUUGGCAGCCCGUAACGCUCCUCCUCAGGGAUAAGGCCUCGCAGUGAGGACGAGUUAUCCUGUCGUCACCGUACUAACCUUAAUCUUUAACAAAACUAUUAACACGCCCUUCUUCGUCUUCGCCGUGCCUUGCUGUGUUCGCAAGCAAAGUGGUUUACUAGCUAAAAAAAAAAAAUGAAAAAAAAAGGAAAAACUUUGCCAAAGUUGGUGGGAAAGAUAAGGUAGAGUUCUUUUCUAGGUUUUUAUUUAUACUAUGUAUUUGCAUACAGUACUUUACAUGCCAAUUACAGUGCAAUCUUCAUUUAUUUAUUGUUUAAAGGUAAAGAGACAAUUGUAGUUAUAUACUAAUUUUUCUUGUAGCAUUGUUUUUUUUUUUUUCUAAUGGAUGUAUGUUAGAUUGUAUGAUUAAGACCAGCAUUCCUUCUCAUAGUAACCCUUUAAAUGUUUCUCUUGCAGCUCAUCAGUUGUCAUUCAAACAUGUACCCAAACGUAUGUUGAUUCAUCUCCUGUUUUUAUUUUUUAUUUUUCUGUAACGCUUAGAAACAUGUAGCAAACCCGGCUUUGGGGUCAAGUCCUCUGUUUUGGGAUAACCUGUUCUGCCUUUUAUUUUUUAACCUAAAUACUGUUAUAAUGAAGCUUCUUCUGAUAUCUUUUUUACAUGUUUAACACCAAAGCACGGGCUUUUUUUUUUUAAUCCUCCAGUAGCUUUUCCAGUUAAUCUUAAGGGUUCUGUGAUGUUUUCAGUAAUGACACAGCAUUAUGAUUAUUAUUAUUAUUAUUCUCGGAAAGAAAAAAAACGCAUUAACUUGAUCUGUGAUUAUGCUUCUGUUCAUGUUAUCUCUUCUGAUUUUUUUUGUACCAUUUUUAUUUUUAUUUUUAAAGAUGUAUAGCCCCUUUCAGAGGAGAGCGAACUGAGGAGGGAAAGACGGCAGACAAAAACAAUCGCAGCAAGACUUGAGGCAGACGGAAACUUCUAGUGCUGGUGUAGCAGUCAGUCAGUAGUGAGCGUUUUGUAUCCAGUGUUUUUGUUGAAAGAGAUGAUAUACAGAGAUAUCUAUAGAGCUUAUAGAAGAGAUUCCUUAUUACUAACAAAGUUGAAGCACUUUUCUUGUGUCGAGCAUUAAGACGCGACGAGCAGAGCGACCCCUUUGCUGCGUUCCGAACACUACUGCCAACGCUUACUGUUACAUUCAUUGGCAUUAUUUCUGCCGUUGGCAUCACUGUGACAUUGGCAUUACUGGAGCGUGGCGCCGAGCUCUGCAGAAUGCAAACUAGCGCACCAAGGAAGCCACUCUUCGGUGCCUUAUCCAGAUUGUGUCUACCUAGCCUUGUUGCGUUGUAAUCCUUAAAGGCGGUGACGUUUUGGAACAAUCGUCACAGUGUGAACCGAAAGGCUUUGUGGUACUCCCGUUUUUGUUUGAUUUUCCAAUUUUUAACAAACCGUCUAACCUCCCACUUUUUCCACAUUUGGUUUAUUACUACAAAAAAAACAGUAUUUUAUAUUUCUUUUUUUACCCAGCCAACCAACCCCCCCAAGUCUGUGCCUUCUGAUCUAUUGUUUAUGUACCUGUAUUUUUUUUUUUUUCUUGACUGAAAUAUUGGCGAUUAGACAAACGUACAGAGACUCGCAGGUAUUUAAGUAUUUUUUCAAAGCAAAUCAAAAGAGACGUAUUUUUUACCUCAUGAUCUACGAGCAAACAUUCCAAUGUUGUCACGGUCUGCCAUUUGACAGAAACGAUUUUUAAAAAGAGAAAAUACGAAAAAAAAAAAUUAAAACUCAUGCAUUUUUUUUUUCCUUCUUUUAUUGUAAAUGUUAGACAAUUUCAUAUGCAUUAUAUAAAAAGAAACUGCCAUAUCAAUUUUAAUGUAUAGAUUUUUUUGCAAAUACUACCCAUGUAUGUAAGACGUAACUGUAUCGGUAGCGUAUAUAUAAUAUAUUUAUGCCCAAUAAAUGUUUUAAUUUUUCUGA